Fusarium redolens is the source of this 1248-nucleotide messenger RNA. RefSeq lists its product as uncharacterized. Gene Ontology annotation, biological process: regulatory ncRNA-mediated heterochromatin formation. NCBI's taxonomy places the organism in Eukaryota, Fungi, Ascomycota, Sordariomycetes, Hypocreales, Nectriaceae. The coding region runs from base 1 to 1248 and encodes 415 amino acids. Gene Ontology annotation, molecular function: siRNA binding. The transcript is spliced from 4 exons. The record is from RefSeq and is a predicted model, not a curated record. Gene Ontology annotation, cellular component: nucleus.
AUGUUUCUCAGAAGUUGGUCGGGCCUCCCCAAAGAUGCCUCCUUUGCGAGGGAUCUCGACGGUCUUGGUUAUUUUGUGAACGAUGAUGAUGAGGUCCGAUCUAUCGAGGAUCCGGAAUGUUACUACAAGUUCUUCAGCAGCAAGAACUCUCGUGUCAAUGAGCGCCAGCGCUUCCACUUCAACAUGGCUCUGGAAGACAUCAUUCAUGAUCGCCUGGAGAAAGAAGGUCUCAAGAAAUAUCACCUUCUGCCCGAGAACAAACAGCAAUCUCCCAUCUUCCUCACCCCCAACAUUGCCAAAACUACACGAAUUGUCGUCGUCCUUGGCGAACCCACUAAAGACCUAGGAUGGAUUGCUGGCCGAAUCGCGAAUGGACCUGGUGGCCUUGCGAAGGGAACCAUGCUCUCCGUCGUUCAGACACUUGCCAAGCAGACUGCCAGCCCCAAUGAUCCGGAGCCUCCUUGCGUUAUCCUGGCCAAUAUGGGCCAGCGGUUCUGGUGGCCUGAAGAACAGCGUGCUCUCACUAUAGAAGCAGCAGCUGAUAUUCCACUUCCCAGUAUGGUGCAUUCUGGACGUCGAUUCAUCAAGGAACUCAAUGAGAUUCCUGGAAGCGAGACGCCUUUGGCGCACAUGACGACUGUUUUCAACAAGGUUCUCGAAGUCAACCAGACUGUCGCGGUCGACAUCAUUGCUAUUGGGCAAAGCUGCGAGGUUGUCUUGCAGUUCUUCGAAAACGAGAAGCACUGGGCGCAAUGGGGUAACCGACUAGGCGGCAUGCUCUUCAUGGGCACUGUUUUCGCAACAGAUUUGCUCGUCAAUACUGAAUUCAAAGCGUUCCUCGCCAAGCGCACUCGUGGCUAUCUCAUUUCAGAGGAGCCUCUCGAUACUCCCCUAGCUAUGCCGGGAGGAAACCCAUCACUCUUGAUCGAACCCCUUGGCUGCCCCUGUUUCUCUAGCGGAGAAGACCAGUUCAUCGAAACCAUCCUCAUCAAGGCUCUCGACCCAGCUCUUGCUUACCUUCAACAAGUGGCUCUUACUCCCAACUUUGUCAACCCUGAUAUGGCUGUUGCAGAGCGUCGCGCAACCGAUAUCACAAACGAGAGAUGGAGUGAAUUGCCAGAGGAAGUCAAGCCAGAGGUCACAAGCGCUGAUUUCGAGAAGAUAAAGGAAGAAAUCAAGCAGAAGAGACGCUGGGACAAGUUUAUGGAGACGGGUAAGGCACCUGACGUAGACUUUGACGAGGACUGA